This is a messenger RNA of Cuscuta campestris, 2105 nucleotides long. The record is from the annotation of a GenBank genome assembly. Lineage: Eukaryota; Viridiplantae; Streptophyta; Magnoliopsida; Solanales; Convolvulaceae.
GUUAAUGUAACUACAAAUUUUAUAUUUUAACUAAAUACGGAGUAUAUUUUUUCAACCUUUAUAAUUAAAGGGUAACACAACUUUUUGACAGGGGAAAGGCAAAAAAUCAUUUUUUGACGCUCUUUUCCACUGGUCCAGUCCUUCCUUCCUAUCCAUUUUCCGCCCCAUAAGCGAAUAUUCCGUCGGAGCUUCCGGUACAAAUCAGGUUUGGCUAUUAGGACUAUUCGGCUCCAAAUCCCCCAUUUCCGAAUCCAUAGCCCGAUCCAAAUAAGUUUGCUUCUGACUUUUAGAUAUGGCUGUUGGAUUUUAACUUCUGCACGCGGAUUUGAGAUGUGCCUCUCUAUUGCCAAGCCGGGGUAAGGUCUCUUAGAAUAUAUAUAACUCUUCCUGGUCCACGACCACAACCUUGAGCUUUUGGUUGAAUUGGUUCCUUGGCAUCUUUCCUUUUGGUUGAAUUGGUUCCUUGACAAGGUCUGGGUACACGAACCCUCUCCGGACCCUAUUUUUCGUGGUAUUUUACUGGGUUCGUUGUUGUUAUUGGAUGCGGUCACACGGAUAUAUUUAAUGUAUUUGAAGAACUUGAAUGAUGGAAGCUUUAAGAUUUGUACAGAACUAUACAGUCUUCACCUUGGGAGAAGAUUUUCCCUGUGGUCUAUGAAGAAGGACCCAGAGCUGGAAUCUGCAUUGUCUCGGAACCGUCGCUGGAUAGUGAACAAUCAGAUCAAAAACAUAAUCCUCAGAUAUCCGAACCAGGUUGUUCCUGUCAAGUUCCUGCAGAAGAAGUUCAAGACUCUUGAUCUCCAAGGAAAGGCUUUGAAUUGGCUCAAGAAGUAUCCUUGUUGCUUUGAAGUUUUCCUGGAGAACGAUGAAUACCAUUGCCAGCUCACCAAGAGAAUGGUGGCUUUGGUCGAAGAGGAAGAGGCUGUGAAGGAUAUGCAGGAGCCUGUGAUUGCCCAGAGGCUAGCUAAGCUGCUGAUGAUGAGCCGCGACAAGAGGCUGAACGUUACUAAGCUCAAUGAAUUGAAGAGAAACUUCGGAUUCCCCGACGAUUAUUUACUUAGAAUCGUGCCCAAGUACAAUCACCUCUUUCGAGCUGUUAACCACACGGGGAUGAGAAGUUCAAUGGAGAUUGAACUCACGUCGUGGAAUCAUGCAUUCGCCACCUCUGCAGUUGAAAGAGUGGCACAAGAGGGGGGCCACGAGCCACGGUUUUCGUUCUCCUUGCCAGAAAAUUGGGCAAAAUCAUGGGAAAGGUUUCAAGAAUUCAACUCCACCCCUUAUAUAUCACCUUAUUUAGAACUCAAAGAGACGGUAGAUAUGGAUAAGAGAACGGUUGGGCUAGUGCAUGAACUACUAUCCUUAUCCUUGUGGAAGAAGGCAUCCAUUGUCAAGUUAGGCCAUUUCAGAAGAGAAUUCUGUUUGCCCGAGAAGCUGAACGCCUUGCUGCUCAAGCAUCCCGGCAUUUUCUAUGUUUCAAACAGGUACCAGAUAUAUACGGUUCUCCUCAGAGAAGCCUACAAUGGGUCUGAGCUCAUUGAAAAGGAUCCACUUGUUGCUGUGAAGGAGAAAUUCGGAGAGCUGAUGCAAGAGGGGCUGCAUGAAUACAACCGGCGGCACCACUUGCUGAAUUUAGAGAGGAAGAGGAAGAAGGGAAUGGUAGCGGCAAUAAGAGCCGAGAAAAGAAGGAAGGGAAAUGGAGAGGAUUUGGAAGAUGGAGAAGAUCAAGUAGGCGGCGGAGAUCUCGGGGGCAUUUUCGACCCAGAAGAAAGAAAACGGUUUUAUCGAGUUCUCUUUGAUGAGAAGACCCCAUAGACAGUAAUCUGUUAGCUUGUUUUUGGCACACUUGAGAGAAGAUGGGCACAAUGGUAUUCUAUCAAUGUAGACUUGGGAAUUUGGUUCUUUUGCCUUCAUGGAUGGAAUGCCAUUUGCCCAAUAAUAGCAUAGUACAUAUGAUGCCAAGGAAUGCCCAAUAUAAUGACUAUGUCAUGUAGCACUAACCAUUGAAAUAUGUAGCUAUGGUUUCAUUUACAACAUUUCCCCUUUGUCCCAAAAACAUUUCUACAUAGGAACCAAUUUUACAUUAAGAAUAAUGCAGUAUAAAAUUG